AUGGUGACGGACUGCCCAUGCAGUACUGGCGGUGCAUCGGCCGAGGCAGCAGGAUGGUCGGUCGGCGUCCUCGCGACGGUGGUGUGGCGGGUUUGCUGCCAUGCUAGUAUGGUUGCGGUGGCUGCCGCAAUCAAACCCCUCGGGCGUGGAAGGCAGGCAUCCCACACCGCUCCAUUCCGUGCUCUCCAUAUCGGUGAUGAUGAUGAUGAUGAUAGCAAUGACGAUAGCGACGGUGACGACGAUGAUAGCGGUGACGAUGAUGACAAUAGUGAAGAUGGUGAUAAUAGUGAAAGGUCUGGUAGUGGAGACCGCAGGAGAUCCUCUUUUGAUGCUUUACUGCUUUCAGCCUAUCCACUGCAGCUUCUCGUAGAUGCGGUUUCUGCUGCCUCCGACGGGCCUCCCGGGGGCCCCGUUUGA
This is a messenger RNA of Ipomoea nil (Japanese morning glory), 417 nucleotides long. RefSeq names its product late secretory pathway protein AVL9-like. The transcript has 3 exons. NCBI's taxonomy places the organism in Eukaryota, Viridiplantae, Streptophyta, Magnoliopsida, Solanales, Convolvulaceae. The record is from RefSeq and is a predicted model, not a curated record. The coding region runs from base 1 to 417 and encodes 138 amino acids.